CUCAUUCACCUCCGCACUGCAGCCGAGGGAGGCCCGCCCUGUAGUGCCCUGGUACUGGCUGCUGCUUGUGGCCUUAGACAAGCAUGAGUAGAGGGGCCAGGGGCUGCUUGUUCUGCCCAUUCUGUGCUGGCAUCUCCCUCCCCCUCCACUGAGUCCAGGUUAAUUAUAACUCUGACCACAGUGCCUUGUGACGCCACGCCCGGGCCAGCCCUGCCCAGGAGACCCAGCAACCAGGUCCAUGUCUCAGCCAUGCUUCCCGCAGGGGUGCCCCUGUCCCACCUGGGCACCUCGGCACUGCUUCUGCUGCAGCUGCUGCUGCCAUCCGCAUCUGCCUUCUUCCCCAACGUCUGGAGCCUACUGGCCGCCCCUGGCUCCAUCACCCAUCAGGACCUGACCGAGGAGGCAGCACUCAAUGUCACCCUGCAGCUCUUCCUGGAACAGCCACCCCUGCACCAGCCCCCACUUCGUCUUGAGGACUUCCUGGGCCGAACCCUCCUUGCUGAUGACCUGUUUGCUGCAUACUUUGGACCUGGCUCUCCUUCACGGAGGUUCCGAGCAGCCUUAGGUGAGGUGUCUCGAGCCAACGCAGCCCAGGACUUCCUGCCGACGUCCAGGAAUGACCCUGAGCUGCACUUUGAUGCUGAGCGGCUGGGCCAGGGACGCACACGCCUGGUGGGGGCUCUGCGGGAGACUCUGGUAGCAGCCAAAGCCCUUGAUCACACCCUGGCCCGCCAGCGCCUCGGGGCUGCACUUCAUGCCUUGCAGGAUUUCUACAGUCACAGCAACUGGGUGGAACUAGGGGAACAGCAGCCACACCCUCACCUCCUCUGGCCAAGGCAGGAGCUCCGGAGCCUGGCACAAGUGGGUGAUCCUACCUGCUCCAAUUGUGAAGAGUUGAGCUGCCCCAGGAAUUUGUUGGGCUUCACACUCCUCACCUCUGGCUACUUUGGCACUCAUCCCCCCAAACCUCCAGGGAAAUGUAGCCACGGGGGCCAUUUUGACCGGAGCAGCUCCCAGCUACCCCGGGGUGGCAUCAACAAGGAUAGCACAUCCCCAGGCUUCUCCCCCCACCACAUGCUGCACCGCCAGGCUGCAAAACUGGCACUUCUAGCCUCCAUCCAGGCCUUCAGCCUCCUGCGAAGCCGCCUGGGAGACAGGGUUUUCUCAAGGCUGCUGGACAUCACUCCAGCCACCAGCCUGAGCUUUGUCCUCGACACCACGGGCAGUAUGGGUGAGGAGAUCAACGCUGCCAAAAUACAGGCUCGCCACAUUGUGGAGCAACGGCGGGGCAGCCCCAUGGAGCCUGUCCACUACAUCCUGGUGCCCUUUCAUGACCCAGGGUUUGGCCCUGUCUUUACAACCAGUGACCCUGAUAGCUUCUGGCAACAACUCAAUGAGAUCCAUGCCUUGGGCGGUGGAGAUGAGCCUGAGAUGUGCCUGUCAGCCCUGGAGCUGGCCCUGCUGCAUACACCUCCACUCUCAGACAUCUUUGUCUUCACUGAUGCCUCCCCCAAGGAUGCCUUUCUCACCAACCGGGUGGAAUCCCUGACUCAGGAACGGCGCUGCAGGGUAACAUUCCUGGUGACUGAAGACCCAUCAAGGGUUCAGGGCCGAGCUCGACGUGAGGUGUUGUCCCCUCUGCGUUUUGAGCCCUACAAAGCAGUGGCACUGGCCUCAGGAGGAGAGGUGAUCUUCACUAAAGACCAGCACAUUCGUGACGUGGCAGCCAUUGUUGGGGAGAGCAUGGCUGCCCUGGUGACUCUUCCCCUGGAACCUCCUGUUGUGGUGCCUGGGAGGCCACUUGUGUUCAGUGUGGAUAGGCUGCUCCAGAAGGUCACAGUCCGGAUCCAUGGGGAGAUCAGCAGUUUCUGGAUCAAGAACCCUGCAGGGGUCUCCCAGGGCCAGGAGGAAGGCAUGGGUCCUCUAGGUCACACUCAGUGCUUUGGGCAGUUCUGGAUGGUGACCAUGAGUGACCCCCCUGAGACAGGGACGUGGGAGAUCCAGGUCACAGCUGAGGGCACCCCCCAGGUGAGAGUGCAAGCCCAAACCUCCCUGGACUUCCUCUUCCACUUUGGGAUCCCCAUGGAGGAUGGACCCCACCCUGGCCUGUACCCACUGACUCAGCCAGUUGCAGGUCUCCAGACCCAGCUGCUCGUAGAAGUGACAGGGCUGGGCUCCAGAAGCAACCCUGGGGAUUCCCGGCCUCAUUUCUCCCACAUCGUCCUUCGAGGGGUCCCAGAGGGUGCAGAACUGGGCCAGGUGCCCUUGGAGCCCAUGGGACCCCCAGAGCGUGGUCUCCUCAUGGCCUCACUACCACCCGCACUGCUGUCCACUCCUGGACCCUUGUCCCUGGAGCUGAUUGGCCAGGAUGGAGGGGGGCAGGGCCUGCACAGGGUGGCCCCCCAGCCUUGCACUGUGGUCCCCGUCCUUCUGGAGCUCAGUGGCCCCCAGGAUUUCUUGACCCCAGGCAGCAAGGCCCCACUCAGCCUCCGCAUCUCCAGCUUCUUAGCCCCUCAGGAUCUUGACCUUAGGACAUCCAUCAACCCCAGCUUCGCCAUCACUUCCAACCUCUCCAGGGCUUGCCUGGGACUGAAUGAGUCAGCCUGGGGGCGCCUGUGGCUGGAGAUCCCAGACUCAGCAGCCCCAAACUCGGUGGUGAUGGUGACUGUGACUGCAGUGGGUCGAGAAGCCAGCCCAGUGCCCCCAACCCAUGCUUUCCUCCGGCUCCUAGUGCUGGCCCCGGCCCCUCAGGACCACCUCUCUGCCCCUGCCCACUCACCUGGCCCUGUCAUCACCACGGCCACCCCUGUCUUUCAUCCCUCCACUUUGGUGACUCAGGGCAGGGCUGGGAGAGGGAUGGCAGGCAACACCUGUUGGGGAACAACUGGAGGAGUGCUACUUCUGCUAGGCCUGGCCUCCUGGUGAUACAACAGUCCCUAGAAGGAUGGGUCUCCAGCACUAUUUCAAUCUGCCCCAUUGGUGAGAAGGUCUCAUGGGCCUUGGGACCUCACCUGUUCCAGCUGGGAUGGAGGUUUCCCUUCUUAUGCACUUGUCCCUUCUCUUUCUUAAAAACUGCGAGAUUGGGAUAAAGGGCAAUGGAUUUUCCCUGAAUGCUCUUUCCCUAACCCUUACGGGAACUAAAACAAAGACAUUUUUGGAAAAAGUUGCUUUCUAUUUCUCUGUAGCAUCUUUAUUCCACUAUUUGUCCUCUCCCAGGUUCGGGU
This is a messenger RNA of Galeopterus variegatus (Sunda flying lemur), 3224 nucleotides long. It is a transcript of the gene VWA7, whose product is annotated as von Willebrand factor A domain containing 7. The record is from RefSeq and is a predicted model, not a curated record. Lineage: Eukaryota; Metazoa; Chordata; Mammalia; Dermoptera; Cynocephalidae. Bases 250 to 2925 code for a protein of 891 amino acids. The transcript is spliced from 17 exons.